Messenger RNA from Microbotryum saponariae, 1797 nucleotides. The record is from the annotation of a GenBank genome assembly. NCBI's taxonomy places the organism in Eukaryota, Fungi, Basidiomycota, Microbotryomycetes, Microbotryales, Microbotryaceae.
AUGCCUCUCCCCGAUGAAUCCUCAAGACCGUCGGCAUCGUCGCUCAUCAAGCGCUUCGAGGCCAUCAGCGCAUCCCAAGACUCAUCCUCGGCGUCUGCGAUGAACCGAUCCGUUUCGGGCGGAGCACCAAAGAGAAUUUGGUCCAACCCGAGUGCAACCACGGCUCCCGCUACGAGCGCGGUGGCGCCUUCCCUUGCGGUCGACACGAGGACUUCUAUUUCUAUCGAUACCUCGAAGCCUUUGCCCGAGCCACCGACGGCAUCCGAUGAAGCGACGCCGAAUGUGGAGCCGGAGCUAGCUUCUACAACACUGCCGGAAGCACGGUUUGCUUCGUCGCCUGGAGCCAAGAACCCACCUUCACCGACAUCCCAAGCACCCGCCGAGUCGACAACCAUCCUCUUCUCCGGCCCUUCUCCGACGACACCCAUGAGAAACUUCCCUCCGCCCAUCAUCACCCAAUCUUCCCUCGAUGUCGACGGCCCACCCGUCGGUGCUGUCCCCGGAUCCGCCAAUGGUCUGCUAGCCUCGUCACCGCCUAACCCCACAAGCUUGACGGAGCUCGUCGCCGGAGGUUCAAAACAUCAUUCAAAAUCGCCAUCAGUCGAUUCGACCUCUUCGAGAGUCUCGCACGAAGGUCUGAGUCAACCUACUUCGCCUCGCGUCGACGAGCAACGCUUGAGUGCUCCCCCUCUUCGUGGGGAGGCUUCCCCACCCCCAUGCGAUUCGGAGGAUUCGCCACAGGAGAAGAAGUUUACUUUUCCGGCUGUCGAGAGUAAAGAACAGGAGGUCGCUGCCGAAUCACCAGCAAUUGAUGGUUCCGCGCCGAUCAAAGAACGCCUCAAGGUCAAGUCCACAUCAUCUUCGACCUCGAAUGCUCGAACCAAGUCGACGUCCCCUCCCAUCCGUCGAACCGUCUCACCCACCGUUCCCACCGUUCCCAUAGUUCCUAAAUCCCGACCUUCGCUCACUUCACCCACCGCGUCUUCCCUCGCCAAAUCCCGUCUCUCAACCGAUAAGUCCCCGCCUUUAUCCCCCAAGAUCUCACCUAGGACAACGAACGCUACUUUACCCAAAACGACCAUGACGGUAGGUGGUGUCGGUGCACCACGAUCAAGUUCGAGUGCUUCUUUAAUCUCGAGGAGCGGUGCCCCUAGCCCAACACCUUCGACGGCUAGUCGAUCGUCGGCUUUGGAAGGCACGACAAGGAGUAGGUCCAGUCGUGCGACUACACCUUCCACACCUAGUCGAUCACCGCCGAUGACGAGGAAAGGAACUGGUUCAGGGACGACGACGACGACGACGACUACUACUUCAUCAACGUUGAAAACGCCAGCGAGGAACACCCCUAGAACACCUUCGGCUUCUACGCCAUUGCGUUCGAGUACGCCGAGCAAGUUCUCGUCGAGAGGUAGUAGUGCGCCGAUUUCAAAGACGUCACCGGAGGGGAAGAAGAUCCCGACGAGGGUUGGGAACGUCAAGAUGGCUUCGAGGGGGAGAAUCGGUCUGGCCGGAGCACCGGCAGGUCCGAAUCCUUCACCCAGGGGAGCGAAGAAGGUGGAACAGAGGACAGAAACGCCAAAAACGACGGUAGAGGAUACACAAACUGAGAAGGAGGACGAGGUCGAGGCGCCUAGGCAUGAAGAUAUUCCUGACAUCCCAAGUGAUGAGGAGGAACGGGUAUUCGAUCCGAUGACUUUGCAAGGUGGUCGGCCUGCGCCGGGGAGGAUUGGGAUCCCCAUGGACGUGGAGACAGGUCGAGCGGUGGGAGAUGAGCAACUCAAGGCUGCGCAGGGGUAG